Molecule: messenger RNA, 2107 nt
Organism: Cucurbitaria berberidis CBS 394.84
Lineage: Eukaryota; Fungi; Ascomycota; Dothideomycetes; Pleosporales; Cucurbitariaceae
Product: amino acid transporter
Exons: 6
Coding region: 287-1834 (515 amino acids)
Biological process (GO): transmembrane transport
Cellular component (GO): membrane
Molecular function (GO): transmembrane transporter activity
Source: RefSeq, a predicted model, not a curated record
ACGGGCUGGAUCCUUCGACGGCGCCUUUCCGGCAACGGGGAUGUGGGAGUAAAUCUCACCCCUCAUACGUUUGAUAGCCAGACGUCGUGCAUGACUCUAACCUUCCUGUCUGGCCCAAGAGACGGGCUGCCAAUCAAUAUGGUUAGCCGCGCUGCACAGCUACUCGAAAGCUUGCCGUCUUUACUUCUUGGGUCUUCAGUGGGGUUGCCGCCUCUCGAAACUUUCUUUUUAUUGCCAACGUUCGACGUCCAUCCACCCACCGAUCCACUGGGAUAUCGUUGUCGACAUGGAGACGAACAAUUAUAAGGAGACUAAUGACCUGGAUGUGGUCGAGAGAGGGUCAAGUCAGGGUGAAAAGGCGGGAGUUUCUCCCUCUGGUGCCCCCUCCGGAGAGCGAAGACCCGCGGCUGGUCUUGAGCGAUACAUCAAUCUAGCAGCGGUUGUUAACUUUGGGGUGAUCAUUCUUGCCUCGUGGGAAUCACUUGCCGUCACCUUCCAAUUUGCAUUAAACAAUGGCGGACCCGCCUCUAUCUUCUAUGGCUCUAUUUUGGCUGGCUUUGGUGCCUGUGCAAUUGGCUUCUCACUUGCCGAGUUGGCUUCCAUUGAUCCCACCGUUGGCGCGCAGUAUCGCUGGUCCGCCAAUCUUGCUCCUGCAGCUCCUCGCUUCUGGGGCCUGCUACAGGGAUGGGUUACCGUGGGCGCAUGGUGCUUCGCCUGUAGCGGACCUCCAUCCAUUCUGGCCAACAUGAUUACCUCCCUCGCGAUCUUUAAUAACGAAAAUUACGUACCCGAGCGAUGGCAUACUAGUCUGAUCAUGAUCGCCGUUAUGAUUGUACCCUUCUGCUUCAAUCUCUGGUUCCGCAAGCUCCUCGAUGCCUUCGAGAUGACUGGUGGUAUCCUCCAUAUUGGUCUCUUCAUCGUUUUUGUAGUUGUGUUGAUUGUCUUUGGACCGCGCAGCGAUCCUGACUUCGUCUUCAAGACUUUGAUUUGGGAGAACUCGGGAUGGAACAAUAAGGGUGUGUCAUGGGGACUUGGAUUGCUUAGCAUGACCUUCUCCGUCACUGGUGCGGAUAGUGUCUUGCAUAUGUGUGAUGAGGUCAAAAAGGUCCGCACGCGUGUGCCUCGAAGCAUCAUAUUAACUUGCACCGUCAACUCUGUCAUGAUGUUCGUCUUCGCCACUGUUCUACUUUUCUACAUGGGCCCACUGGAUAACGCCAUCGACACGCGCCUUCCGCUCCUGUGGGUUUUUCACGGUAUCACUGGUUCGAAAAUCGCAGCGAAUGUGCUCAUUUCGUUCCUUGCUGUCAUCUUCUUCUUCGCGCUAUUCAACAUCUUCGCUUCGGUCUCGCGUCUGGUGUGGGUCUUCGCUCGCGACAACGGCCUCCCUUUCUCGAGUUUCUUCGCAUACGUACACCCUACCCUCAAACUCCCAGUAAACGCCCUACUCCUCGUUGGCUCUAUUGUGACGUGCCUCUCUCUCAUCUAUAUCGCCAGCGACACCGCUUUCAACGCGCUCAUCUCCCUCCAGGCCCUCGCCCUUCACGUCUCGUAUUUCUUCCCCAUCCUCUUCAUCCUUCUCCGCAAGGUUCGCGGUCCGCCUCCACCCUAUGGACCUUUCAAGAUGGGUGCUAUCGGCGUACCGGUUAAUGUGUUCGCCCUCUGCUAUAUAGUGUACGUGGUGGUUUGGAUGCCGUUCCCGCAGUCCUUGCCGGUCACGAAAGACAAUAUGAAUUAUGCUGGGGUAAUAUUUGGUGCUGUUGUAUUGGGUGCGUUGGGGCAUUGGUUCAUUCGUGGGAGGAAGACAUUCAAGAUGCCGGUUAUUCGGUACGAGUGAUAGCUUGGGCUAGACAUGCUGUUGCCUCUAGAUAUGUCAACCCAAACGCUGGAGUACAUACUUCACUUUGGUUACGGGAAUCAUGAGUUUAAAAUAACGGUGCUCUCCUACAGGUCAACCCAAAGAUAAAUAGAGAAUCUAGACACAUUAGCUGGUACGUCCCUUUUGACGUUAGUGAUGGUAUUCUCUGACCUCUCUCCUUUAAUGUCGGCAGAUCCGUAAUUGAAGCAUGACCGGAGACGCCGUUUGUGAGACGCUGGUCUUAAAUGCAGC